AGCUGCAUCAUGGCGGCCAUCCCCGCAGCUUCCCUUCUCCUCCUCCUCCUCCUGGCUGACGUCAUCACAGCUGUGGUCACGUGCCCUGCCCCCUGCAGGUGUACCGGUACUCACGUGACCUGCCACAGCCACCUGACGCACGUGCCUGAAAACGUACCUGCGCAGACCACCUGGCUGGACCUCAGUCACAACAACCUGACGUCGCUGGACCGGCGGACCCUGUCCAACCUGGUCCACCUGAUGAGGCUGAACGUGUACGGGAACAACAUCAGCACCAUCGCAGACGACACUUUCACAAACCUGACGAUCCUACAGUCUGUAAACCUUGGAUACAACCGUCUGUCGUAUCUGAAUCCCGAUGUCUUUGCGGAUCUUCCGAACUUGAGGAGCGUGUACCUGAGCGGGAACCCGUGGAGCUGCGACUGCCACCUGCAGCACCUGAUCACCUGGGUGCGUGCGUCAGCUGCCGUCCAGUCCGGCAGGUGGGGGCCCACCUGUGCGUCCCCGUCACGACUACGUCACACGCCGCUGGACCAGGUGGACCCUCAAACUCUGUGCCCGAACACGACACCUGUUGACUCCAAGGACCGGACCGACAAGGUCCUUACACGCACAACAACGCAAGAGACCACCAUCAGUAACGACGAAAGGCUGUCUGCUGUAACCAGAUCUAUGACAUACAAAAUUUCAUAUUCAGCCACAACACUGCCUACGACACCAACUAUCGCUGAGUGUGGAGAAGCUAUCACACUUACAAACAUCACCGUCUCUGACACGACUGUCCAAUGGCAGGUCAGCUCUCCUGACGUCACAAGCCUGAGGGUGACGUACAAAGGACCUCAUGACGUAGCCCCACACCAGACCCGCGUCUUGUACCGGCAUCGUGCACAUCGUAACAGCUUCACGCUGACCGGACUCACACAGAAUACGUCAUACAUCAUCUGUGUAAGGUCUACCUACCGGAGGAGACAAUGUCGUCCGACAAACGCCACCUGUGUGCAGGUGAGGACAGCCUCUCCACCGGACCUGGAUUCCCGGUCUGUACACCUGCACGGUCCGGGGAAACACACAGUUGCAGGUGUACUGGCCGCCGUGGUCGCUGUUGCCUCGGUCAUUCUCAUCGCUUCCUGUCUGCGACAGACGGUGGUGAUGACGUCAUGUGCCCUGUGGGUGGGGAGGGGGGCAGUCUGUACACAUCAUGUAAACAUAAACAUGUUCUAUUGCAUGCGAAAAGGUCAACAGUCACUCGUGCAAGGUCAGGAGGUGGCGUACCAGACAGGGCCGAGCCUCUGCCGCAGCCUGUUCACGUCCGCGCGGGUUUUGUGUGGAAACGACUGCUCAAAAGGGCAAGUGUCUGAAUAGGUUUAAAGUGUUAGACAUUAGCAUCUUUUGCUGG
Messenger RNA from Branchiostoma belcheri (Belcher's lancelet), 1396 nucleotides. RefSeq names its product protein phosphatase 1 regulatory subunit 29-like. Gene Ontology annotation, molecular function: protein binding. The record is from RefSeq and is a predicted model, not a curated record. NCBI's taxonomy places the organism in Eukaryota, Metazoa, Chordata, Leptocardii, Amphioxiformes, Branchiostomatidae.